Molecule: messenger RNA, 1046 nt
Organism: Erinaceus europaeus (western European hedgehog)
Lineage: Eukaryota; Metazoa; Chordata; Mammalia; Eulipotyphla; Erinaceidae
Gene: SMIM12
Product: small integral membrane protein 12
Exons: 2
Coding region: 162-440 (92 amino acids)
Source: RefSeq, a predicted model, not a curated record
GCUGGAGGACAGCCAAUCCUCGCGCUCCGGGAGGAGUCAGCGCCCAGGGGGCGGGCCCGGGGCCAGGCCCCACUGGCCGCUGGGAGGCCUCGACUUCUUUCCGGGUGGUUGGGCGGAGGGCGGGGGCCGCACGUAGGAGCACGGGCUGCGGCGCAGAUGCCAUGUGGCCUGUGUUUUGGACCGUGGUGCGAACUUACGCUCCCUAUGUCACAUUUCCUGUGGCCUUCGUGGUCGGGGCUGUGGGUUACCACUUGGAAUGGUUCAUCAGAGGACAGGGCCCCCAGCCUGUGGAGGAGGAAAAGAGCAUCUCAGAGUGCCGGGAGGACCGCAAGCUGGAUGAACUGCUAGGCAAAGACCACACCCAGGUGGUGAGCCUUAAGGACAAGCUAGAAUUUGCUCCUAAAGCUGUCCUGAACAGAAACCGCCCAGAGAAGAAUUGACGGAGGACACAGGACCCUGUGGGUCCUUCCAUGGGCAAGGGCUGGCCUGCCACCAUGUCAGCCCACCCUGAACUCACAUCUGAUUUGCUUUGCUGCUUAUUCUGGCCCCUCCUGCACCAGCCAGUCGCACACAUCAGCCACUGAGGGGGCUGUGGCGAGGAAGGCCCUUGAGAGUUCUGGCAUCAGGAAUGCACCCACUGUGUGGUGGUCACAGCUGCUCAGGCUUCUGCUCUUAUGGGCACACUUCGAGGGGGAAGAUUGAAUGCUAGUUCUCUCUGGAGAGGCAAUUUGACCUCAACUUGGAGAGGCUGGGAUUGGGGUGUUGCUCUUAUGAGGGAUACCUCUAUGUCUUGAUGCAGUUUGCACUGGGAAGAAUUCAGAACUGCCUGGAUCCCUUCAUAGUUUCCCCUAAAUUUGUACUUAUUCUUCCUGACACUCUGCUCUGUCAGAUCAGCAAUGUAUUUCCCCAAGGAAGAAAAGCAAUUGUCUGUUGUUGGAAGUCCAUGCUGUGUACUUUGGGACAGGUGAACUUGCUUGAAAAUAAUCACAUCUCUCACCCCAUCACUGUGUAGUGCAAAACUUGAUUAAAGUGGUAUCUGAGAACCA